Molecule: messenger RNA, 1681 nt
Organism: Mytilus trossulus (common blue mussel)
Lineage: Eukaryota; Metazoa; Mollusca; Bivalvia; Mytilida; Mytilidae
Exons: 2
Coding region: 157-1647 (496 amino acids)
Molecular function (GO): glycosyltransferase activity
Source: RefSeq, a predicted model, not a curated record
CAUAUCUUACAACUUGGAAAAUAUUACACACAAAAACAUGAUUGUAAAAAGGAGGAUUUUUCAAAAAGUAAAAUUGAGUAUAACGUAAAAGGAGGAAUAUCGUCUGCCUCAAAAUCUGUUUCAAGGGGUGAAAUAGGGAUUGAAGAAAAUACCGGUAUGUUACCUCUUCGAAAUAAUUCGGAAGAAUUCAAAUCUUUUCCUAUCCGUCCGUCUAUGAACGAAAAUCUAGUGGAAACUACAAUUGAUAUUCCUCGCACAGAAACUCUUACAAAUAAAGAUACAAAUAAUGGUUUAGCAAGAAUGGAAUCUCGAAUCUCAACUUCAAAUGGAAUAAACCCUGGAGUAACACGAAUCGUUAAGAUUGGCGCAACACCAUCUUAUAAAAUUAUUUCAAACACCUACAACAACAGAAUUCACGAAGAUAAAUCAUUCUACUUUUUCAAAGAAAACUUCACUAUUCAUGAUCAAUUUUUGAACUAUUGGUCCAAACGGAACUCUACACAGUGCAAUGGUAAAUUUCAAGGAUUUGCUAACAUCUUUGUCCGGUGGAUGAAUAUUACAAUCGACUCAUCUAAAAGUCGAGGGGCGUAUGGUGGGGAGAACGUUUCUCAAGUUUUACGACAGAGGGAAUACAGUGAGAUGCUAAACCCUAAAAAGGGAUUCUUUCAAAUAGACUGUAGAUAUCGAUUGAAGUACACAUUUGCCAGGUAUAUGAAUAUGCGAGGGCAUUUGCCAACCUGGCUGAACAUGGUCAGUCUUCCAUAUUCUUUAAAAAGGCAAGCAGAAAUCAAAGUAAUUUCCAAUUUCACUAUUGCAAUACAAAGAUAUGAAUAUGCAAAUGUAUACCAUUCGAUGAACGAUAUAUUUAACGUGUUUCUUUUACAUAUUUUUUUUCACAAGGACCCAAAAGAUUCCAUCAUAUUAUUUGCAGAUGGACACCCAAAAGGACAUAUAGACCCGCUUUGGGAAAAACUUUUCGGGCGAGUAAUUCGAGUCCGACAUUUAAAGCAACCAGUUAUUUUUAGAGAUAUGGUUUGGCCAAUGCUGGAAAAGUUUUCUCCUUUGAACUUGUUUGAUCUGAAGCAAGUUUCUUACAUUGAUCACUUUAGGUCCUUUGUAAUGAAUAAAUAUGGAAUAACUCCGAGGUCAGCACCAAACUGUAACAAUAUAAACGUACUGUUCAUUUGGAGACAUGACUAUUUAUCUCAUCCGAGAAACCCGAAAGGAAAACUAACGCGUAAAAUUAUCAAUGAAAAUGAAUUAUUCAGUGCCACCAACGUAUCUUUUCCUGAUAUCCGAUUCACAGCAGCCGAUCUUGCACCUAUGUCAAUGACAGAACAACUUAAGUUGAUUUCAGAAACUGAUAUAAUAAUAGGUAUGCAUGGUGCUGGCUUAAUGUUGGAACUAUUCCUUCCUCCAAAGGGAGGUCUUAUUGAACUGCUACCUCGCAAUCCCAAAAACUUUUCAAAGAAGCAGCACGAUCUCUUUAAAAACAUUACUAGACAUAUACCUUUACAUUAUUUACAAUGGCAGAAUAAGGACAAGAGAAAUGAAGUUUCUGAUGGAUAUACAUAUAUACCUACUAAAAUUGUAGAAAGUUUGUUGAAAACUCUCUUAGGACAAGUAUGUCCAGGUGGAAAGUAUUAAAACACAACGAUUUAACUCACUUACUUAUGUUAUU